UUGAACUUCCGGUCCCUUUCAGUUCCACAACACACAUGUAGCUUGGAGAGUUGAGUUGGAUUGACGACUGGUAGAAACAUGAGUGCUGAUAAUAGCACUGGAAAUGUAUCUGUGGCCUUACGGAAUCUGCUGAACUCUAUCCAGUGUAUCAGAGACAGAGUCAGAGAUGGAGAGUCCAAUGAGUCUGCUGGAGCCUUCAACCUCUCCAACUUCUGGGACACUCUGAACCAGGCAGUGAAGGCGGUGUCCCAAGAAGCUACCAAAGUCAGCCUGGCCUUCUCCAAACCACCGCUGCCAUCACAACAGGAUGCAGAGAAGUUGUCUGACUCCAUGAUGAAGAGUAUCCUGACUCUGUCCACAGUUUAUUACUGGCUGCCUAAAAGCCAAGGAAUCAGUCUGCGGCGCCAGAUCAGAGACGCCACCGUGGAGGUUUUGGAGGGAGUGUCCCAGCUGGUGGAGGUCAUACUGAGCUCGCCACAGGAGACGCUGACCCAGGAACAGUUAACAUCCACAGGAGGAGUGUGGUCGGCCUGUGAUCGUUUCGUCCAGCUGCCACAGGAUAACAGAGCAGCAGUUUUGGUGGUUCUGUCUGAACAGGUUGGAGUUGUCAAAGAUGCUUUAGAAGAAAUUGAACAGGCGUUAUCUGAGGCCCAGGACCCGUUCAGCGACGUCCUGGAGGAUGAGCAGGGAGGAGACGAGCCCAGAGGAAACCAGGACACGUACUGGUCGGAGAAGGACCGGCGUGUGAUUGGUCCGUGUCAGGGGCUGAUGAAGGCAUCGGCGGCGUGUCUGAGGAAGCUGUCGUCAGCCGUCAGAGCUAACGGUGAUGUCAGCACGCCUCAGAAACUCGAGCAGCUGGACGACCUGGCUGACAUCAGCAAGGAGAUCAGCCCUGGUGUUGAUGAUCUGGCUCUCAGUCUCUACCCUCCGAUGGACUACAGCGGCGUGGAGAACAACGUGUCUAAAUUGGCAGCAUUGUUAAAGAAAGUCCUGGAGAUUAUCAGGUCCAGUCACGUGUGCGGGGAGUCCCAGCUGACCUGGGUUCAGUUCUUGGACGGAGCUGUCGACCAUAACCUGCAUAAAGCUAAAGACCUGAUUCAUACAGACAGCUAGCAUGCAUGGAUGGAUGCCUGUGUACAUAUAAGAGUUUAUGUUUUAUUAAAGAGUAUGAAUGAGUCUGAAAGCAGACACAUGUUAAACUACACGUGACAAUGAAAUAAAAGACUUUUGAUCUAA
Cheilinus undulatus (humphead wrasse) is the source of this 1236-nucleotide messenger RNA. RefSeq names its product cyclin D-type binding-protein 1 (gene ccndbp1). The coding region runs from base 79 to 1113 and encodes 344 amino acids. The transcript is spliced from 11 exons. Gene Ontology annotation, biological process: regulation of cell cycle. Lineage: Eukaryota; Metazoa; Chordata; Actinopteri; Labriformes; Labridae. The record is from RefSeq and is a predicted model, not a curated record. Gene Ontology annotation, cellular component: nucleus.